Erinaceus europaeus (western European hedgehog) is the source of this 5098-nucleotide messenger RNA. RefSeq names its product SLAIN motif family member 2 (gene SLAIN2). Gene Ontology annotation, biological process: positive regulation of microtubule polymerization; cytoplasmic microtubule organization; microtubule nucleation. The transcript has 8 exons. NCBI's taxonomy places the organism in Eukaryota, Metazoa, Chordata, Mammalia, Eulipotyphla, Erinaceidae. The record is from RefSeq and is a predicted model, not a curated record. Gene Ontology annotation, cellular component: microtubule plus-end. The coding region runs from base 375 to 2123 and encodes 582 amino acids.
UCCCCGCCGCGAGCUCGGCGCCGGAUCCUGUCUGUGCGGGUCGGCAGCCGAGUCCACCCCCGACGCUCUGAGGUCACCGACGGGGCCGGGCUGCGGGGGCGGAGGGACGGAGGGAAGAUGGCGGCCGAGGCCGGAUAUUGGCGCCGCCUCCCGCAAUCCUGGAGCCGACGCAGAUGAGGCGGCUCGGCUGGGCCAGAGGCGCUUUGGAAGCGGAGCAGGGGUGGACCCUGGUGGUGGGGCCUGGCCCUGCUAUAUGCCGGCGCCUCGGCUAGAGUGAGCAGCAACGGCGGCGGCGGCGGCGGCGGCGACGCCUCUUUCCCGGUCGCUGGGAGUCCGAGUGGGUAGCUGGCGGCGGAGGCGGCGGAGGGGUCGGGAUGGAGGACAUUAACUCCAACGUGAACGCGGACCAGGAGGUGCGGAAGCUGCAGGAGCUGGUGAAGAAGCUGGAGAAGCAGAAUGAACAGCUGAGGAGCCGCUCCGGGGCCGUGCAGGGCGCCGGCUCCCUCGGGCCCGGCAGCCCGGUUCGGCUCGGCUCGUCCACUCCGUCCUCCGGCGCGGCGUCUCCCCGGGGCUUCCCCUUGGGCCUCAGCGCCAAGUCGGGCAGCGGCACCGGGUCGGGCCCGAGGCGGACGAGUGGCGAGGAGCUGCGGGACGCGACCUCCUUGCUGGCCGCGGGCGAGGGCGGCUUGCUGGACGAGGUGGAGCCGCUUCGGCCCGACGAGCUGGAGCGCCUGUCAGGCUGGGAGGAGGAGGAGGAGAGCUGGUUAUAUUCAUCACCAAAGAAAAAACUUACACCAAUGCAGAAGUCUGUUAGUCCAUUAGUUUGGUGCAGGCAAGUUUUGGAUUACCCAAGUCCUGAUGUUGAAUGUGCUAAAAAGUCUCUUAUCCACAAACUUGAUCAAACUAUGUCAGCUCUCAAGAGGCAGAAUUUAUAUAAUAAUCCUUUCAACUCCAUGAGUUACACAAGUCCUUACAGUCCAAAUGCAAGUAGCCCAUACAGCAGUGGUUUCAAUUCUCCAUCCUCAACCCCUGUGCGACCUCCUAUAGUCAAACAGCUUAUACUUCCUGGAAAUUCAGGUAAUUUGAGAAGUUCAUCAGACAGAAAUCCUCCGCUCAGUCCUCAGUCCUCCAUAGACAGUGAGUUAAGUGCUUCAGAAUUAGAUGAAGAUUCAAUUGGAUCCAAUUAUAAGUUAAAUGAUGUAACUGAUGUACAAAUUCUAGCACGGAUGCAGGAAGAAAGUCUCCGACAAGAGUAUGCAGCUACCACAUCUCGGCGCAGUUCUGGCUCAUCUUGCAAUUCUACAAGACGGGGUACUUUUAGUGAUCAGGAACUUGAUGCACAAAGUUUAGAUGAUGAAGAUGACAAUAUGCAUCAUGCAGUAUACCCUGCUGUUAACAGGUUUUCACCAUCACCACGCAAUUCACCUCGACCAUCACCUAAGCAGUCACCCAGAAAUUCACCUCGUUCACGCUCUCCUGCUCGGGGAAUAGAAUAUAGUAGAGUGUCCUCACAGCCUAUGAUUACCCGCUUACAACAACCUCGCCUUUCACUUCAAGGCCACCCCACGGAUCUACAGACAAGUAGUGUUAAAAAUGAAGAAAAACUAAGACGUAGUCUUCCAAACCUGUCCCGAACAUCUAAUACACAAGUUGACUCAGUGAAAAGCAGCAGAAGUGACUCAAACUUUCAAGUGCCAAAUGGAGGAAUACCUCGCAUGCAACCUCAGGCUUCAGCCAUACCUUCUCCAGGCAAAUUCCGCCCUCCUGCAGCACCAUCUCCUUUGGCUCUCCGGCAGCCAGUAAAAGCAUUUAGUAACCACGGCUCUGGUUCUUCUGGUAGCCAAGAAACAAUACAGUUCACACAAACCACCUCCUCACCUGGACCUCCCAUGGUUCAGAACACAGUUUCAGCAAAUCCUCCCAGCAAUAUCAAUAGCACCACUCUAACCAGACCUGCAGGGACGACCUCGGUGAGAAGUGGCUUACCCAGACCCAGUGCCCCUUCUGCUGGGGGUAUACCAGUGCCUCGCAGCAAACUUGCACAGCCUGUUCGCAGAUCCUUGCCAGCUCCUAAAACCUAUGGCAGCAUGAAAGAUGACAGUUGGAAAGAUGGAUGUUACUGACCAGCAAAGUCAGGAAUGCAGAGGUCCACAGCUUCAUGGAUACCCCUUCACCAAGAAAAAAGGCAACUUUUUAUAUGCAGACUGUUCAGAUAAGACUCUUGGGGUUUAUAAAAUCCCAGCCCUCUCUGUCUUAAUUAGCACAAACUGACAGAGAUGAUCAAGCAGCACUUUAAUGACAUUUAACAUCAGAUGUGUUUGGUAAUCAUACAAUCACUCUUCAUGGAAUCACUUUUAGUUUUUGCUUUAUAGAAGCUAAAUUGAUUUAAAAAAAAAAUUGAUAGAGGCCAAUAUCUGGGCAAAAAGCUAAUGGAUGCCAAAGAGAAAUACCCAUUUGUGAAUGAGAGAGUACCUUUGUACACAAGUAAAGGGUGAAUUUAAGCUAUCCAAAACUUCUCACUCAAUCUAAUUUAUUGUACAAAUAGUAACAAUAAAUAUUAAUGAGAACUAAUAUUCUGACUAUCUAAAAUUAGUUUUACUAGUACUCCAAAAAGCUAGAUUGAGAUGGAUGGGAAUGGGAAUGGGAAGGAAUUCGGACUAGAGAUUUAAAACGUGACGCCUAAAUUUGGGAGAAUUCUAUAAAUUGUUUUUGCAGAUUUACUAGAAAUUUUGUCAUUCUGUUUAAUCUUAAAUUUGGAUGUAGCUCACCUAUGACCACCACCAGAUAGUGUUACAGCUUGCAUCCAUCACGUUGCAUUGACACAUCCGGACUUCUGUGUGUUUGUUGUGAUUGCCAAAAGGGCUUACUAUCAGUUGUACAAUCUUUCUAAACUUUAUAGCUUCUGGCUCAGGAAAGAUAACCUUUGCUAUUGAAGCCUACUUCUUCACAUGCUGUUAUCUGUUACAGAGCCAUGAGAUCUUAUUAGCAGGUUUCCAUUAAAAGAGCAAGUAGUAUGUGUCUAUAUUCUUGAUAUAAACAUACCACCUCAGUGCUUACAACCUGGAACAAAACCAUAAUGAGAGGGGGGAAAAAUCUAUGCAUUUAACUUAUAGAAAUCUCUGGUAUUGACAGUCAUAUUCUUGCUACUAGCUGAGAAACGGUUUACUAUGAGGUAGGAAAAAUAGCCUGCUGGAUCCUAUCUAUGUUGAUUCACUUUAAACUGAAACUGUAUGAAACAUUCUUGAAAAUACUGUCCCCUUUUGACUUCGGUUCUUUCUGCCUUACAUUAAUUUUUCCAUUUUUGGUAACAAAUGAAACCUGCCACAUAUGUCUCAAACUUGUUAAAUAUUUGCUAUCUAAUAAUUCUUUUUUUUUUUAAUCUAAUAAUUCUUGUGUACACCCUAAAGAUUACUUAUUUUGGUUUUAAUCAAAUUAUUACCAGACUGAAACUCUUUUGUAGCAGGCUUCUGAAUUUUGAUAAUGAAGUGUCUUUUUAAAUACUUAAAUUUGAACAACUCUAAAAUGUUGGAAAUGGGAUCACAUAAGAGUUUUGAAGAUUUGAACUUAAGUUCAUUUCCUGUUAGUCAAACACAUUCUGUAACUUGGCAAAAGAAAUUGAGAGAAAUGGGAGGCAUGUUCUAUAGGACAACAUUGAGUUGACAGGUUGCAAUAAUGGUAAAUCAUGAAGCCAAGAUCCCUAUUCUGCCACCGCUGACACCAGGGUAGUCUUAUUAGCUUGAAAUUUAUAGGAAAUCAUUCAGUUAGCACAAGCAAAAGCUAGAGGUUUAAACUGCCAGUGCUAUGGUGUUUCAGUGUGUAAUGCAAGGAAGAAAUUUAUUCUUGAAUUUGAGGGCAAUGGGGUGGGUCAGGAAAGGAUGGCACCAGAAUUCCACAUGAUGCUGAACUUAAAAAUGUUGCUUUUCAGAAGAAGAUAAAGCAUCUGCUUUGGGUAGGGAGUAUCUCAUGUAAAAAUCUAAAUAAAAGAAAGAACUAGCCACUGUCUUUUUAAAUUAAAACCACAUAUACAGAAAGCAAAAUAGGUCUCAGUUUUCAGUGCAACAUUGCAAAGAGAAAUAUGCUGCAUUCUAGUAAUUAAAAGGAAUUUUAACUCUAUUAUGAAAUAUCCAUUAUUUUAAGUUAGAUUAUCCAUCUCAAAAGGAGUAUUCAGGUUAUUUCAUUUUGUUUUUAAAUGACUGCAUCAGAAAAAAAUGUCUAUUUUUUUUAAUUAAAAUAUUUCAUCACUUGUUAAAAACCUAUUUGGAUCUGAGUUGGGUAAAUUAUUAUUUUACCAGCUGUUGUACUUCUACCACAGACUAUUGACUUUCAGUUUCCUAAAGAGAAAAAUUGCCUUUUUAAUAUUAAUAGAACGCCUUUGUGUAUUAUCCAUUUUUCUCUUUAGGAAAACCUAAGGGUUCACUGUGGUUAGUCUUUCAGAAGAAAUGUGGAUUUGAUAAACUAGUGCCUAUGAUUUUAACUUAUGUUUAAUAUAGUAAGGGUUUUAUGAAUGUUGAUUAUUUUUUCGUGCCAACAACCCAGAAUUGUCACUUAUAUGUAAGCAGAAAACUAUGAGUUCUGCUUCCAAAGUUAUUUAAUUUUCUCAGUGUUUGAAUGUUAUUUUUUGUAAGUGUGUUAAUAAAAGUGUAAAGAAUUGGAAAAAUAUAAAUAUUCUUAACUCGAGCAUUUGCUGGAUCAUUUUUCUACAAACUUGUUUGUAUAAUAUAAAACACUCUCUGAGGAGUUGACUUUUUUCAGUUUUCAUACCCUGGAAAUCACAUUUUGUAAAACUGGGGACCAUUCAUAAUUGUCAUAUACUUUUUAAAAUUAUCACAGUACAUCACUUUUAUAAAAAAAAAAAAGUUUUCUUAAAAGGAAAUGAGAUACAUAUGUGGCCCCAGAUGUUUAUAUAACUCUAGAAUGAUCUAGACAAUGUAUGUUUAAAUUAACUUUUUAUUGACUGUACAGGUGUCCAUUUUUGACAUUACGCACGGUCCUUUUAGAUCACAUGAAGUUUGAUUUGCAAACAUUUAUAUAGCUGAACUUGUAUGUGUGGUUGCCUCCUUAAUAAACAGCCUGACCGUAAUGUUUAUUAUUAAAUUUA